Alternaria incomplexa is the source of this 2370-nucleotide messenger RNA. RefSeq lists its product as uncharacterized. Gene Ontology annotation, biological process: regulation of DNA-templated transcription. Gene Ontology annotation, molecular function: zinc ion binding; DNA-binding transcription factor activity, RNA polymerase II-specific. Lineage: Eukaryota; Fungi; Ascomycota; Dothideomycetes; Pleosporales; Pleosporaceae. The record is from RefSeq and is a predicted model, not a curated record. Bases 1 to 2370 code for a protein of 789 amino acids. The transcript is spliced from 2 exons.
AUGGGUCGUCGACCCAACCAGUUGAUUCUCGAGUACUUCGAGCGCGGACCGAAGCUGGAAGAUGCAAGCAACCGCUACCAGCACACGUGCAAGUCGUGCGGCGAAAAGUUUCCCAAAGGCCGCAUAGACAGUCUCACGAAUCAUCUCGUCAAGAAAUGUCCCGCUUUACCGCUUCAAGACCGCCAGCGCGCGCUGCUGCAGAUGCACGAGCUGCCACUCCCCGACAAUAUGACGCAGACGGCCACCACCAACGCACCCGGACCGAGCCAGAUGCAGCAUGGCCAGAAGAUGAACCUUCCUUUUGCGCCGUCGAAGCAGCUGUCUGCGCUUGAGACGCUGGCGGAGGUGUCGCGACAACAUCUGGACCUCUCUGGGAAGCGCAUGGCAGAGAAGCAGCCGUCGCAAGCGCACAACCAUGGCAACCACAACCAUAACAACAAUGCGAGCCAUGCAGGGCUUUUGGAAGAGUUCCUGAUACAGGAUGAUCGGCCCGAUGGCUCUGAUAUGGGCGGCCUCUCACACGGGAUGGACAUGUCGCAUCCGCCAGCAAUGCCCUCCAUGUACCAGUUCAAUGGAUCAUUACAUCACUCUCCAACUGCAUCACCACACAUGGGUCAUAUGCCUCUGUCAAGCUCUGGAUCGAUGUCGCACAUGGUUCCGUCUCUCGUCAUGGCAGCAUCAGCAGCGAAUGACCUCAUGCCGCUGUCAAACGGUAUGCCUAUGGAGUCGGACAUGAAUCUCUCAGCACAUGGUAUGCAGGGUAUGUCAGACGGCAAGUUCUUCCAUCCCCAAGGACGAGGACAUUGGCCGAACAUACAGCCCAACUCACUGGACCCGAUGCUACAAGACCAUGGCAAGGAGCAGAUGCACGCGAACGACCAGUUAAAUAAGGGAAUGAGCCAUCAACGACCACUUGCAAUGAGCCCAGGCAACCAGACCCACUUCACCACCGACUUCAGCAUGAACCAGAAGCCGGCCAAGCCCAAGGUCAGGGGACGUUUCACAGACUCCAGACGGAAAGAAGUACAGGAGGUGCGCAAGCGAGGUGCGUGCAUUCGGUGUCGCAUGCUCAAAAAGCCAUGUUCGGGCGACAACCCAUGCAACACCUGCCAAAACGUCGAGAGUGCGCGAUUAUGGAAGCAGCCAUGUAUCAGGACAAGGAUUGCAGAAGAGUUCGGUCUUUACUCUGCAGGUCUUCAUAGCGUGUUAGCAUUCCAUGCAACGAAUCAAGCCAAGGGCCAGAUACGGCUCGAUCAGACUCCAGGGCGCAUAGAAGCAACCCACUUCCCUCAUUCCGGUAUCUUUGCUACUUUCACGCCGUUGAAGUGUCAGCAGACGCAGACAGCGCAAAACGCGGACAUCGAUCCUGCGAUCUUCGCUGGACUAGCUACUCCGGAUCUCGAACUCAUAGACAGUGAUGACGAUGUCAGUGGGAAGCUAGACCACUAUAUCAAAAAGAUGGGUGGCCACUUUGCCGAUACCGAAGACUCGAACUUCAUGAGGAUGACUGUACAGACCGCCAAGAGCGUUGCAUCGUCAAGCGCAGAUGGACUAAUAUCAAAGGCCCUAGAACUCUGGAAUCUCACGCGCGUGCUCACGUCCCGGAACUUUGAAUGGUUUCUCUUUUCAAAUCCCUCGCUCGCGCCUACCAUCACGCCAUCUACAUUGGCACCAGGAGAUAUGGAGGACGCCACUCGCACGCCCAUCACGCCCCUCGAGCACGAAUCUUCCUACAGCCUUAUCACUACACAGCUCAUGGGCGCGACAGAGAAGCGAGCCGCGUGUCUAGCACGCAUCGUAAUGAAUGACCUGGAACGACGCCUCCUCCAGCGUCAACAAGCCAAUCCCUUCGAAACCUUCCUCGUCGCCGUCAUCCUCCUCGCCUGUGUAGAGCGCAUGUGCUGGCUGUUCCGCUCCUGGGAAAUGCCAUCCACCAACCUACCCGCCCCAGAAGCCGACGACGCAUUCAAGCACCCACCCAGUGCUGACAACGAUCUAGCCACAGCUCUACAAUCUACUUCAUCACCGCCAGCCUCUCACCUAGACCUCCCUCCCCACCAAGCGCCCCGUAAUCCUAGAUGGCCGCUCGACAAGUCCCCCUCGCUGCUCUCUCAGCAAGGCGAGAAGUUCAGCGAUAUCCUCAACAUGCUUCUUAAGAUGCGCGGCGUCCCUCCUAAACCCACGCCCCACAGUCCGGAUGGCGUACUCACUGUUUGGAGCGAAGACACGACUGAUAAAGUAAGGGAGUGGUAUGAUGGCAUUGCUGUGACAUUGCAGAUGCUAGAUCAGAAGGCGAAUUCGCGCUUUGUAGGCGAGGAUCCCAAGGAAUGGGAGUUGAAAUUUGUUGGCAAGAUUAUUAGGGGGGACUAA